UGAGACUGAAUUAUUUUACUAUCGUCCAGAGCUGAUGAGUGUUGGAAUGGAGUGAAUAGACUCAGUUCGGCUAUGUUUAAGCCCCCUGCUCUGCUUAAGUAUUUACUACAGUACACGUUCCUGAUGUACACUUUCCCUGAGCUUCAGGUUUCAACUAAAACCAAUACUAUGAUCGUAAAUGUGUAUUAAAUAGGGUAGCAGCAUAUAUGUAUGUACCAGUCUCUGAAAAAAUGUCACACACUCCACAAAUCUUCAUCCUCCUAUGUUUCCCACCUCAUUGAUCAUUGUUUACAUUCAAAGUCUUUAACUUUAGCUACAUUAAUACAUGCCCAUUUGAUAAAAACUGGUUUAAAUCGUCAUACUUAUCAGGGUAAUAAUUGUGUGAAUCUGUACUCUAAGUUGGGGAGUGUUAAAGAUUCUUUACUAGCAUUUCAUGACAUUGAGGUGAAAAAUGUGGUGUCUUGGAACAUUUGCUUGAUGGGUUUUGUGAAAUGUCAAGAUUUGGUUGGUGCAUGGAAGGUGUUUGGUGGAAUGCCUGAAAGGGAUGUUGUUAGUUGGAAUAGUAUGAUUUCUGGGUUUGCUUCUAGUGGGCUUGGUGAUUGUGCAUUGGGUUUGUUUAGGGAAAUGCAGAGCGAGGGUGUUAGGCCAAGUGGGUUUACGUUGUCGAUUUUGGUGUCGUGUGUUGGGUGUGGUAGAUGGGGGAAGGAGAUUCAUGGGAGUAUGAUAAGGAGUGGAGUGGAUUUGGGUAAUGUGGUUGUUGGGAAUUCUUUGAUUGAUAUGUAUGGGAAGCUUGGGUUAUUGGAUUAUGCUUUUGGAGUGUUUUUGUGUAUGGAGGAGUGGGAUGUUAUUUCGUGGAACUCGUUGCUCUCGGUUUGCUGUAAAUCAGGUCGGGAGGAAUUGGCGUUAAUUCAUUUUUGUACAUUGAGAGGGAGAUUUUUGGUGGAUGAGUUUACGAUAUCUACAGUCGCAACUGCAUGUUCCAACUUGCAUGAUUUGGGAAUGGGUAAGCAAAUCUUAAGUAUUUCUGUUAAAUUGGGGUUUCUUUCAAAUACCGUUGUUUCAAGUGCAAUGAUUGACAUGUUCUCCAAAUGCAACAGAGGGGAGGAUGCAGUUCUUGUCUUUGAAUAUGUGCAUGUGAAGGAUUCAGCAAUUUGUAACUCAAUGAUUUCUAGUUAUGCAAAAAAUGGGCGCGAGGAGGAUGCAUUGCAACUAUUUGUCUGGACCUUAAGGAAGGACUUCAAACCAACUGAGUUUACACUCAGCUCUGUUAUAAGUUGCACAUCAGUCCUUAAUCCCCUGGAGCAUGUUAGUCAUUUUCAUUGUUUAGUAGUCAAAUUAGGUUUUGAGUCAGAUUCCGUUGUUGCUAGUUCUCUUGUAGAAAUAUACAGUAAGUAUGGGGUGAUAGAUUUUGCAAUGAUUAUCUUUAACGACAUGGUUUUAAAAGAUUUGAUAUCUUGGAAUAUGAUGAUUUUGGGGUUGACCUACAAUGGGAAAGUAUUAGAAUCCCUAGACCUUUUUAAGGAACUACUUGAAACAGGCCCACCACCAGACCACAUCACAAUGACUGGAGUUUUAUCAGCUUGCAACUAUGGCGGAUUUGUAAAUGAAGGAAUGUCUAUAUUCGCAUCGAUGGAAAAGCAAUACAGGGUUAAACCUGGAAGUGAGCAUUAUGUUUGUGUAGUGGACAUGAUGAGUCGAGCAGGUCAUCUUGAAGAAGCCUAUAAUAUUUUAGAAACAAUGCCUUGUGAACCCCAAGUCCUUGGUUGGAUUUCUAUACUUUAUGCUUCUGAAAUGUAUAAUGACUUGAAACUCAUAGAAAAAGCUUCUGAAAGGAUAUUGGAUUUGGAACCACAAUUGUCUCUUCCUUAUUUGGUGUUGGCUAAAGCUUAUGAAAGAAGAGGCAGAUGGGAGAGCCUUGUUCGGGUAAGAAAGGCCAUGGAAGCGAGACAUGUGAAAGAAAUGGUGGGAUUUAGUUCAGUUGGAAUAAGGAACCGUGUAUACUUGUUUAGAGAAAAUCAACUGCUACACUGUGGUGGCAAUGACAUAUAUUCAACCCUAAGAUUACUGCAAGAGGAUGUUGAACACACUGAAAGAAAUUGGCAGAUGAUAUAAGGACUGAUGCCUAAGUUGUUCACAUAUUAAACAUAUGGUAUACUAAGUGUUCAUAGAAAAGCUUUAGUACAAGGAAACAAGCCCCCGGAGUCCCCUUACACCCACAGUCCCAGACAGCCAGACUUCCAGGUGAUAAAGUUGUUCCGCACGUUGAGAGUUUUGAAUCCGAGGAUUCGUCUCUUGUUGCUGAUGUAAUUGUCCAAAAUCCAGACAUAAGCCGGAACAAGGGUUGUGGUAGUCGAAUCAAAAGCAGUCGAGAACUAUCUCAAGAAGAUCGGAAAAAAAAGAAAGUGCAGCAACUGUGGCCAUCUUGUACGCCACAAUGCUAGGACAUGCCCUGAACCCAAAAAGACGGAUGCAUUGUAAACUUCAUUUUGAAGUAAAUUACUUAUAUUGGAGUUAUUUCUGUUGUCAUUUUUUUUCAGUGAACAAUCCUUCAUUUGUAAGUCUUAUAUUCGAACUGCAUUUGUCUGUGUUGUCA
Molecule: messenger RNA, 2593 nt
Organism: Daucus carota subsp. sativus
Lineage: Eukaryota; Viridiplantae; Streptophyta; Magnoliopsida; Apiales; Apiaceae
Product: pentatricopeptide repeat-containing protein At1g43980, mitochondrial
Exons: 3
Coding region: 211-2112 (633 amino acids)
Biological process (GO): RNA modification
Molecular function (GO): RNA binding; protein binding
Source: RefSeq, a predicted model, not a curated record